AUUACGUGCUCGUAUCAGUUCGUUAUUUUUUGGAAAUUGCAAAAGAGCUCCAAAGACCCAUAGGAAACGUGUCUAUUUACUGGAUAACAGUACAGGUCCCGUUAACGCGUUUAUACUUUAUUUGUUUUUAUUUAUUCGAUUUGUUUUGACAGGUUUUGUUGGAUUCAUAAGCGCUCCUCACAGAAACAGCUAAGAGAUGUCCAAAUUCUUACUCGAUCGAUGUUUACGAGAAUUAUCUCCAUUGACAGUUCUUAAGGAUGAUAUCCAACAAACGGCUAAGCCUCUCCUUCAUUUUAUGAUCCAGUCAGCUGCUUCAAGAAAUAUCAAAGUGCUAUUUGUUUCUUAUGAGACUUUAGAAGCUAACUGCCCUUCCGAAAUCAAUCAAUUCAUCUAUGCCACUAGUUGGAAUAAAAUGAAGAGUUUAAAAGAGUUGUAUGACGAGAUUGUACAAUGGUGGAAACCAGAAGAUCAGCAUUUAAUUGUCAUUGAUGCCAUCAAUCCAAUCUUAAACAACUCUGUUUCUAGUUUUUCCAUGUUUUUUGGGUCCAUUUUGGCUUUGGGAUCUACUGCAUUUCUUACGGCCUACCACAAGGACGUGUCUUUGGAGAAUUAUCCAUCUUACCUCCCCGCUUGUGAAACAUUUUUAGACUAUACUAGCACAUGCACUGUUUCCUUUACUGGAAUGCAACAUCUCAUGGUGGAACACGAUGCUAGAAUGCGAAGUCAACCGAAUCCUUUGACGGAAGAAUUACAAGAUUGCAGCAUUGUUAAUCUGUUAGGCUCUAAUUGUGAAAAUGGUAUUGUUUGUUACGUCGAUUUUCGAAAGAAAAGUGGACGGGUUAUUAAAGAAACAUGUACUUUAAAAAAUGGGGCUCUCGAAGUUUUUACACCAUUUGUUGGCGCUCAGAAGGAAGCAGAAUUGGAAGCUCCCGCGGAUCUUGAUGUUCCUUUUAAUCUUACUUUAUCAGAAAAAGAACGGAAUGAAAGAGAAGAGGUCUUUCUUCCUCAUUUUGGUGCCCAAGAUAUUAGAAAAUCUGCAGAACCUGGAUUUGUAGAUGGAGGAGCUAUUAUUUACCAUGCGGAUAAGGCAGACGAUUUCGAUGAGGAAGAAGAUGCUGAUGAAGAUUUAUUAAUUUAACUUAAUUUGGCUUUAUCGGGAUAAGCCAGGAUCUCAACAGCUUCAGAAUUUAUGUACAUUAGAUUGUAAAAUAACAUGCAUGGUUUUCUGUUUCAAUCUGACUGCCACCAUUUGGUUCGAGCCUUCAAAAGUGCGAUACAAAACUACAAUUCAAGUAUUAACCGAAAACAAUGUUUUAAAUUAUGUCUAUAGUUUGCUGAACAUAUAAG
This is a messenger RNA of Schizosaccharomyces cryophilus OY26, 1347 nucleotides long. RefSeq names its product elongator complex subunit Iki1. Lineage: Eukaryota; Fungi; Ascomycota; Schizosaccharomycetes; Schizosaccharomycetales; Schizosaccharomycetaceae. Gene Ontology annotation, biological process: tRNA wobble uridine modification. Gene Ontology annotation, molecular function: tRNA binding. Gene Ontology annotation, cellular component: nucleus; cytosol; elongator holoenzyme complex. Bases 197 to 1138 code for a protein of 313 amino acids. The record is from RefSeq and is a predicted model, not a curated record. The transcript is spliced from 2 exons.